This is a messenger RNA of Hansenula ciferrii, 2073 nucleotides long. It is a transcript of the gene CDC5, whose product is annotated as polo kinase CDC5. Gene Ontology annotation, biological process: regulation of cytokinesis; protein phosphorylation; mitotic cell cycle. The record is from RefSeq and is a predicted model, not a curated record. NCBI's taxonomy places the organism in Eukaryota, Fungi, Ascomycota, Saccharomycetes, Phaffomycetales, Wickerhamomycetaceae. Gene Ontology annotation, cellular component: cytoplasm; spindle pole; spindle pole body. Gene Ontology annotation, molecular function: ATP binding; protein kinase activity; protein binding. The coding region runs from base 1 to 2073 and encodes 690 amino acids. The transcript has a single exon.
AUGGCUGCUGUAAGAGGUCAACCGCUACAAGCAUUAGGUGCUAGAGAAUUAAACGCUAGGUCAAGAAUCACAAAUCAACAGAUAACACCUUUGAAAUCAACAAGAAAGUUAGAAUCUGAAGUUGAAGUUGUCAAAGCUGAAAAAGUUGUUCCAGAUCAACCUAAAGAUAAAGCUAAAAAGAAGAAGGAAAAAUUAUCUGCUUUAUGUAAGACUCCACCAUCUUUGAUUCGUACAAGAACUGGUAAAGAUUACAAAAGAGGUCUAUUCUUAGGUGAAGGUGGUUUUGCUAGAUGUUUCCAAAUAAGAGAUGAUAGCGGUGAAGUUUAUGCCGCUAAAACUGUUGCUAAAGCUUCUAUUAAAAGUGAUAAAACCAAAACAAAACUAUUAUCAGAAAUCAAAAUCCAUAAAUCUAUGUCACAUUCAAAUAUUGUUCAAUUUGUUGAUUGUUUUGAAGAUGAUGUUAAUGUUUAUAUCCUUCUAGAAAUUUGUCCAAAUCAAUCAUUAAUGGAUUUACUGAAGAAGAGAAAAGUUCUUACUGAACCUGAAGUUAGAUAUUUCAUGACACAAGUCAUUGGUGGUAUUAGAUACAUGCAUACAAGAAGAGUUAUUCACAGAGAUUUGAAAUUAGGUAAUAUCUUUUUUGAUCCUGAAAUGAAUUUAAAAAUUGGUGAUUUCGGUCUUGCUGCUGUAUUACAUGCUGAUAAAGAUAGAAAAUACACCAUUUGUGGUACACCAAAUUAUAUUGCACCUGAAGUCUUGACAGGAAAAACCACUGGUCAUAGUUACGAAGUGGAUAUCUGGUCAAUUGGUGUUAUGCUUUAUGCUUUAUUGGUUGGAAAACCACCUUUCCAAUCUAAAGAUGUUUCUUUGAUAUAUGAAAGAAUCAAAACAAAUGAUUUCCAUUUCCCUGCAGAUAAACCAAUCUCUAAUGAAGCAAAAAUCUUAAUUCAAGAUAUUUUAUCAACUAAUCCAUUAAAGAGACCAACAUUAGAUGAGAUUCUUGAAUAUGAUUUUUUCAAAGGUCCAUUCCCUGAAAAAAUUACUGUUGAAACAUUAGUUAGUGUUCCAGAUUUCAGUCAUUUGGACAGACAUCAAUCACAAAUCAACUUUAUGAAUGCCAGAAGAAAUGCUGGUUUAAUUCAAUCAUCACAAAAAAAUCCAGUUGAAAUUCUGAGAUCAGAUUUAGAAUCUGAAAAACCAAAGACAAUUUUACCACAAUCAUUAUCACCUGGUAACACCAAGAGCAAGUAUAAAGAAGUAACUGACAUGGCUGUUCGUCCAAGAAAGAUCGAAGAGUCCUCUUCAAAAUUAGGUAAAGCUAGAAGAUUAGAUGAUGAUCGUAAAACCUAUAGAACUUCAAUUGAUGCUAUCCCAAGAUUUUCAGAUACUGUUCUUCAAAAAGAAUGUGAAGGUACAUUGACUGGUAUUUUAGCAGCAGAACGUCAAGCAAGAUCAAGAGUUCCAAAUAGAUAUUCUACCAUUCUGAAAACUCCAACUUUAAUUAGUAAGUGGGUUGAUUAUUCAAAUAAACAUGGAUUUUCCUAUCAAUUAUCUUCUGAAGAUAUUGGUGUUUUGUUCAAUGAUGGUAAUACUCUGCUACGUGUUAACCAUUCCAAUAGUUUUUGGUAUAUUAUGAAUGAUCUCACUGAUGGUUGGGUAGCACAAGAAUACAAAAUGGGUUUUAUUCCACAUGAACUUUCAAGACAGGUUGAGAUUGCUGAUUUCUUUGCCAAAUAUAUGAAGACAAAUCUAUGCAAAGUUUCUAAUGAUGAUGAUUCUUUGAUUGAAGAAACAGAGGAAAUUUUCUUAAGAAGAUACACCAGAUCAGAUUUGUAUGUCAUGUUUGAAUUGAGUAAUGGUUCAAUUCAAUUUAAUUUUAGAGAUCACCAUAAAAUGUGUGUUUCACAGGCCGGUUCUGUUAUCACAUACAUUUCACCAGAUCGUACAUCAGAAACUUGUUUAUUAUCCAACGUUUUGAGAGAUGGUUCAUUCCCAAGUGUUGCUUAUGACAUUGGUCUUGAUGAGAAACUUGCCUUAAUCAAAGAAGCUUUGAAAGGAAAAGUGAAUGCUUAA